AUCCCCUCAUUGACUGUUGCUCUGCCUCACUCACAGACUCACUGACUGACUGAACCCCAUCAGGGACACAGCGUGCAGAGAGGAUUUUACAGUAACUUCAUCACCUCCGCGUCUCGUUCCUCCUCCACCCUCCGCUCCGUCACCUCAGCUCCACCAUGAAGGAGAGGAGACUCACGCAGCCGUGUGUGGCGAGGUGUAAGCUGGUGCUGGUCGGGGACGUCCAAUGCGGUAAAACUGCGAUGUUACAAGUCCUGGCAAAGGACUGCUAUCCAGAGACUUACGUCCCCACUGUGUUUGAGAACUACACAGCCUGCCUGGAGCUGGAGGAGCAGCGUGUCGAGCUCAGCCUUUGGGACACAUCAGGUUCUCCGUAUUACGACAACGUCAGACCCCUCUGCUACAGCGACUCAGACGCAGUGCUUUUAUGCUUCGACAUCAGCCGACCAGACACAGUAGACAGUGCGCUGAAGAAGUGGAAAGCGGAGAUCCAGGACUUCUGUCCCAGCACGCGGAUCCUGCUAAUAGGCUGCAAGACAGACCUGCGCACAGACGUAUGCACGCGCAUGGAGCUGUCCAAUCAGAAACAGACUCCCAUCUCCUAUGAGCAGGGUUCGUCCAUGGCCAAGCAGCUCGGAGCGGAGACUUACCUUGAGUGCUCUGCCUUCACGUCAGAAAAGAGCAUCCACAGCGUUUUCCGUACUGCGGCUCUGGCCUGCAUGAACAAACUCCAGGCUGCCAACAAGCCCAGCCCCGUCCGCCGCCUCUCCAAGAGACUCCUACACCUGCCCAGCAAGACAGAGCUGCUCUCCUCCACCUUCAGCAAGGACAAGUCCAAGAGCUGCUCUAUCAUGUGAAUACUGCUGAGAUCAUACUGGGGGAAAAAAAAAAGAAGGAGAGCAAGGAAGAGGAAAUUGAUGCCAGGGUGUGCAAGGGAAAGAGAGCAACGAUCAUCUCUCUCUCCUUCGCAGCAUCCUCCCCAAAACCAUCCUGUGAGCCACCUCGGCUGCUUCGACACCCUCUUUGUUCAACUCUGACUCUUCGAUCCGACCUGUCACCAGCACACCGUCCAGGGGGCAGAGUUAAAAAAUGUUUGAUGUUGAAAAUGUUUCUGAUCGUUUAAAUAUACUUGUAGAAAAGAGAGCAAACAGGCACUCUGAUGUCUGUUAGAUUCGUCUCAUAUAGCGACGCAGCUUGUAUAAUGUUCCUCUUGUCUACGAGGAAGCGGUUGUAAACGCUGACUGCAUUAACCUGAUGAGACCCAUUUGAAAUUCUCAUAGCGGCGCCCUCUCCCAUCCAUCUCCUUAUCUGAAUGUCUCCUUAAGGUCACGAUAUCGGCUGAGAUGAAAUGUAAAAAUUUAACAGUGACAGGAAGCGGUAUCUACAGAAAUGCUGCUCAGGGAAUUUAAACCAGCGCUCCUUGAAGACAUUACUCCCCCACCCCCCCACCGAACCCUUGCAGGGUUUCAUUUGGAAAUUAAAGCUGACAGUGGAGAAAAACGGGGGAGAGAAGGGAGGGAUUUGGCAAGCGAGAGUGUUUAUUUGCCAAGGCGGUGGGAGGACAAAAGUGAGUGCAACAUCUAAAGGAGCGCAAUGUGACUCAGCACUCACAUGAGCUGCAAAACGGUCCAUCGUGGACGUGUUGUGACAAAAAAACAACACAAAACCCCCGAGCCUUGUAAAGACUCUCUUGAGCAUGAUUUUGUCAGGUCCCCUUUCAUCACCCAUCACCACUGCAGUCUUAAUUGUUCAAUGUUAUUAACCGUAAAAAAGGCUUGAUUUUAGUGACGCAUCGUCUCAUUGUUCCUGGCUACUUCACCGGCCGCUUAAUGGGUCCCAGUUUUUGAUAUAUGUUCCAGAACAAAGAUUUCUUUUUUACACAAGCCAAACCAGACUGAUUUAUUUUAAGGAGUCAUAGAAAUCUUUGUUUUUGAAUCCUCUGUCUCACAGAUAUUGCAAGACAAAUAGUCCUCAACUCUAAACUUGGACUGUAAAUGUGUUGUGUGGGCCUGCUUCAGUGAGCUCCAGGUGCUGGUUCAGGAUGAAUUUCUCAUUGUUAACAGUUAUCUAAGAUUCCCCAGCUGACAUUUCCAGCCUGGAAAGCGGCAUUAACACUAAAUGUCCCUGAGAUGAUCAGUGGGAAGGUUGAGUUGAAUAACACAAUUACACAGGCUGGACCUGUUUGGAGAAAGAGUUUUCUUUUUACGCUUUAUAGAUAUUCUGAUUUUAUUUUUGCAACUUCCCAGAAAUUUUUUCUUGACCUUGUCUAUUUGUUAAAGGGUCACUGCACCAAUUUUACACAUACAUGUGUGUGUUUGCAGGUCUUGAGAAAUACUCCUGUAAGAAAAGUUGUAUAAAGCCUUCUGUGGCUCCAGGAAGCUCCAUGUAUCUGACAGAAAGCCUCUAGUGAUGUUAAGUUGCAUUGUGGGUAAUGUCUUUGUUUAUGAGUUCAUACGGUUGCCUUUUCACUAGUAAUUGAGUAGUCUAUAGUAAUUGUACUUUUUGGACUCUUACAGACGCCCUCUCCACCUCCCUACACUUGUAUUAUGAGCGUCAUUUACUUGCCCAAAAAAGUGAAGGAUUGAUUUGAUUGCAAGCAUUUUUCCUCUUCAAAUUUCUAUAGAUAUCGUGAUAAUAACAUUAUUGUGAAUUAGUUUGGCCAUGAUGAUUGUGUGGUUAAAGAUCUGAUGUUGUGACAGCCCUAAUUUCUAAUUUAAUGGUGCCUACAUUACCCACAAUGCAACUAAGCAACUGAAUGACAUAACUGGAGUAAAUUUAGAUUACAUUCGGCGUCCUCUAGAGCAACAUGAAGGCUUUCUACUACUUUUUUCACACAUGCAGUAGUACUCAGUAGUAACACACUUUAAUGUGUAAAAUUGGUGAUGUUGUCCUUUAAGUAGCUUUUUUUUAAUGUUUCUAUUUGCCCAUGGAUCUCUUUCAAUGUUUUUUGUAGCUGUUGAUGUUGUUCACUUGAGUCUUCUGGCAUUAGCAGCUGUUGACAGCUCGGCUAAUGGAGAACUUGAUGAUUAGUAGGUCCGCACCAAGAAGCCCGGAGAUCUCUGGAUGUACAGAACACUGGGAUUUCACGUGUUGCUUAGCAACAGUGUGAGCUGGGCUCCUGCCUCACGGAGAGAGAGAGAGAGAGAGAGAGGGAUGGUUCUCCGAGAGGGCGCCUCACCUUUUAUUUGUAGCAUUAGACAGAAGCCACUGCGAAGGUGACGGCUGGACAUUUUCAGGGAGCAGCGGACUGCUCAUGAUCUCGACAUGGUUUUAAAGACCGCACGCUGGUCGCAGCCACGAGUGGGUUGUUGGGAAACAGCAUGACAUCUAAAACAUGUCUUCUGUAGCUCUGCUUCAGUCUUUAUUUUUUCACUUCUUACUCCUAUCUGGUGCAUUGUGCUUUUCUAAACGAACUCCAUUUGGUUCCAUACGGAGCCACCAUUUUACAGUUUCUCUCUUGCUUGUUUUGUUGUACAUAUCUUCCUCAUAAAACUGUUUAUUAGAAAUCCCUUAAAAGAAUGUUACUGAAGCAAAAGAAAAUGUUUAUGUCAAGUUGCCUGUUGUGGCUUAAAUUAUUGACUGAAUUCUGUAUUUGUUAUCGUCAUAUGUUUCCUUCCUUAAAUCUUUAUUUAAAUAAAUAUGUCUGAAGUUAAUUUACAGUCAGUGUUUUUUUCUGUGUUAAAUUUUAAGGUACAGUCGAGACCUUAAUGGAUGUAUCGAUCAAUGGUUAUGAAGAAAAUAAACAUUGUGGCUAAAUACUAGGGUUCCACAAUUAAAGAAGACCUAUCACGC
Messenger RNA from Acanthopagrus latus (yellowfin seabream), 3789 nucleotides. Its product is annotated as rho-related GTP-binding protein Rho6-like. Bases 156 to 854 code for a protein of 232 amino acids. The record is from RefSeq and is a predicted model, not a curated record. Gene Ontology annotation, biological process: small GTPase-mediated signal transduction. Gene Ontology annotation, molecular function: GTPase activity; GTP binding. Lineage: Eukaryota; Metazoa; Chordata; Actinopteri; Spariformes; Sparidae. The transcript has 5 exons.